Messenger RNA from Camelina sativa (false flax), 1181 nucleotides. RefSeq lists its product as uncharacterized. The record is from RefSeq and is a predicted model, not a curated record. NCBI's taxonomy places the organism in Eukaryota, Viridiplantae, Streptophyta, Magnoliopsida, Brassicales, Brassicaceae.
ACAAAUCAAAAUGAACUUAGACCGUAAACUAGCUACCACAAUCCACAUAGGUAAUAUGGCAUUGUCCACUUACAAACAUUAUGUGUGGGUGUGGGUCAUUUGGAUUGUACAAUUUGGGUAAGAAAGUGUAGUACUAGUGGAGCUAACUCAUUCACAAUUAUGACUUCUCUUCAUUGAAUGAAGGAGAGCCUCUCUACAUCAAUAAAUAAGACAACAACAUAGGUUUGAGAGGAAAAAAAAAGUGAGAUACUCCUUUGUUAAAAUAUUCUUAUUCCUCCAUGUUAUUAAAGGAAAAAGAAAGAUCGAAGAAGAAGAAGAAACAUUCGCAAGAUUAGAUAUGGGUGGAUGCACAAGCAAGCAAGUGAGAGGAAAACGUAUGAAAAGUGUGAAGGAGACGUCGAAAGAGAAAAGCAGAGGAUCAAGAAGACCCAUGGUUAAAGAGAGAGAUGAGAGAGAGAAGGUGAUGUAUGCUCAGCUUAAAGAGGCGGAGAGAGAGUGGAGGAAAGAGAGGAAGAAGCUGAGAGAGGAAGUGAGGAGACUAAGGGAGAAACUUGAGGAGAGAGAGGAAGCAAAGACAACAACAACAACCACAGAGGAAAGAGAGUAUUGGAAGUGGGUAGUUGAGGAGAUGUGUGUAGAGAGAGCAGUGAGAGAUGAAGCCGUUGAGAAAUGGAAACAACUCUAUUUAGCUAUCAAGAAAGAGCUUGAUCAUCUCAUAAUCCACACGACUUCCUCUGGAGAAGCAAUAAUGCAAAUGAAACUUGAGAAAGAAGAAAAAGAAGAGGAAGAAAAAGAAGCAAAGACUGUUGAAGAUUUAAGAGAUGAAGUUAGAGUUAAAGAAGAGACAAUUGAGACACUAAAAGAGAAAAUAAGUUUGAUGGAUAGACAAAAGUACGAGAAAGAAAGAGAGAUUGACAUAUUGAGACAGAGUUUGAAGAUACUUGGAAGCAAAAAGAAGAAGAAGAAGAGGACAGUAUCAUUAGCAUCAAUGAAUCUGUUGAUAUGGAAGACCAAAUGUGUCGAAUGUACAUAAAACUCUUUUUGUCAAAUAGUCAUCUGCAAAAACAGUCAUAUCAGUACUCGUCAGAGAAUCUUGAUCCACAAUGUCAUAUUAUUAUUUAUUUCUCUUUUGGUUGUUUUACAAAGAGAAAUAUAUUUGGAAUAUAGUAAAAUUCAUAUCA